This is a messenger RNA of Dujonia railenensis, 3273 nucleotides long. Lineage: Eukaryota; Fungi; Ascomycota; Pichiomycetes; Serinales; Debaryomycetaceae. The record is from the annotation of a GenBank genome assembly.
AUGGAUGCUAAUGUCUUGUUGGAGUGCUUUGCCUGCACUUUACUGGCCAACCAGAAUAUCAGACAGCAAGCCGAGCUCAGAUUAAAGGAAUUAUCCAAUGCACCCGGGUUUUUAGGCGGAUGCUUGGAUAUUAUCGGCUCUAAGAAUUUAGUUUCAAUUGAUACUAACGUCCGUAAAGCUGCUGCUGUUUACUUUAAAAAUAGAAUUGUCAAGUAUUGGAUGAUUCCUGUGACCAAGGAUACUUUGAUUUAUAUAGAUAACGAUGAAAAACCUGUAAUUAAAGAUAGAAUAUUAGAGGUAAUGAUUAACUCAGACUACCAUAUUCAGCAGCAGUUGAUUCCGGUUUUAAGGGUAUUGAUUUCGUUUGAGUUCCCUCAACGCUGGGGCAACCUAUUGAAUGAUACGGGAGAUCUCCUCCAGCAAGUCCCAGAAAGUAGUAAUUCUGAUGAUGCAUCUUACACACUGUUAUACACGGGUUUGUUGUGUUUCUCAGAAAUUUGUAGAAAGUUCCGCUGGGUCAGUAACGAGGACAGAGAGAAAGAAUUAGAUCCUAUAAUUCAACAAGUAUUCCCUCACUUAUUGAAUAUUGGUAACAAUAUCCUUGCUGAUCCCCUGCAGUUGACAGAGUUUAAAGCAGAGAUUUUGAAACUUAUCCUUAAGAUUUACAAAUUUGUAACUUACUUCGAUUUACCAAAGAUACUUCAAACCAGAGAUGCUGUCAUUUCGUGGGGCCAAUUCCAUGGAUCGAUUUUUAAUUUGCAGGCCCCAGCAUAUAUUGAAACUCAAUUCAAAUCAUUAAAUGAAAGGGAAAAGUCCAUAUUGCAUAUAUCUAAAUGUUAUAAAUGGUCUUUGGCCAACUUGUACAGAUUGUUUACUAGAUAUCUGUCUAAUGGGAUCCUGAAAAAGUACAACUAUACUGACUUUCACAAGAUGUUUUUGAAUGAAUUAAUCCCUCAGUUAAUUCAGAAUUUCCUUCAAAUUAUAGAGCAAUGGUGUUCUAAGCUUAGAUGGUUGCCUAUUUCGGCUCUUUAUUAUUUAUUACAAUUUUUAAGUCAUUCAGUUACCCAAAAAUCGACUUGGUUACUUAUCAAGCCAUUUUUUGAAACUUUAAUUAGUCAUUUCAUUUACCCACUUUUAUGCCCUAUGGAUGAGAUCUUGGAAAUUUAUGAAGCAGACCCACUCGAGUAUAUUCACAUCAAUUUCGAUAUAUAUGAUGAGAUCAAUACUCCAGACAUAGCUGCAUUAGGAUUAUUGGUUACAUUUGUUGACAAAAGGAAGAAUUCAACUUUAGAUACAAUUGUUAACUUUGCAUACUUGCACUUGCAACAACUCGUUGGUGCAGUUAGUGCAGGAGACACUACAUUGGAGACUGCUAAAAAGAUUGAAGGGAUUUUGAGACUUAUUGGAUGUAUUUCACAUUACAUCUUGAUUCCCCAAUCUAAAUAUUACCCACAGAUGGAGACAUUUUUAAACAAACUAAUUUUGCCCAACUUGAAUUCAAAUUAUGAGUUCGUAAGAGCAAGAGCUUUGGAAAUUACCAGCAAGUUUGCUGACUUAGAAUUCGAAGAGAAUGGUGAAUUUCAUACCAUUGCUAAGAUUUUUCAUGCUGUAGAUGAAAACUUCGAUUUACAAACCAAGCUGUUACCAUUGGCGUUACAAUGUGCUCUAGCUAUUCAAUCAUACUUACCUAAACAGCAAUUCAAAGAUGCAAUGGGAUCCAUUAUUUUACCAAUAAUGUCAAAGCUUUUAGAAUUGAGUGAAGAAAUCGAUAAUGAUCUGAUAUCCAUCGUAAUGCAGGACUGUGUAGAAAAUUUCAGUGAACAAUUACAACCAUUUGGCGUUGAUUUAAUGACAAAGUUAGUGGAACAGUUUAUGAGAUUAUGCCAAGAAGUAAACGAAUCUACGAAGGAAAUGGAAGAAAGUGGGGGCAUAGAUUAUGAUGCAUCUGAUGAUUCUAGUGAAAAAAUUAUGGCUGCCAUUGGAUUAUUGAAUACCAUGAUUACAGUUCUACUUUCUUUCGAAAAUUCUCAAUCAAUUUUGGUUAAAUUGGAAGAAGUUUACUAUCCAAUAAUUGAAUACGUUAUUGUGAAUAAAAUUGAUGAUUUGUUUGCUGAAAUUGGUGAAUUGAUUGAAAAUUCUACUUUCUUACUUAGACUGAUUAGUCCAACAAUGUGGAGAGUGUUUAAACUUCUUAGUCAGUCAUUUCAUCACGAUGGAAACCCAGCUGCCUUGAACGGAGGUGGCAUUGCAUUAUUAUACACCGAAGAGUUGAUUCCUUCUUUGAAUAAUUUCUUGAUCUAUGGACAGGCUGAUUUGCUAGAAAAUGAUGAAAUUAUUAAUGGGUUUUUUGGAAUCUUUAUGGCCAUUGUUGAUGGUGAUGAAGAACAAGUUGACUUUAAUGACAUUUCAUUUGCAUGUGAAUUGGGUCAAAAUUUCAUUUUAACCUUAAGACAGAAAUCCACACCUUUCUUGAUGACCAUUUUGGGUAAGGUAUUGGGUAUAUUUCAAAACAUGACAAACGAUAAACUUCAUGUAAGAAAUAAUUCAUAUGACGUUAAUGUCAGCAAUGUUAUUGUUGCUACUUUCAUUUACGAUUUACCAAAUGCUAUUGCGUUUUUGGAACACCUGGGUUUCAUUGAAGUGUUUUUUGAAAGAUGGAUGAAAUUGAUUCCAAUGUUGAAAAGAGUUUACGAUAUCAAAUUAUCCAUUUUAGGAUUAAUUAGCAUUGUGAGUGACAACGAGAUUUUGGCCAAAUUUGAAAGUGGUGGUAAUAAUAACUUCGCUAUUGGACUAGUUAAUUCAAUAAUUCAUCUCUUAAAAUUGUUGCCUGAUGCAAUUAAGAAUUUGGAAGAAAGAAGAAAAAAUUUCAACGAGUUAGAUGAUGAGGGUAUGCAAAGAUUAUGGGAACAAGAUCAGGAGGCAUUUAAUAAAUUUACUAGAGGGGGCGAUGAAGACGACGAUGAAGAAUACGAAGACUUUGGAGAUGAAGCAGAAGACUCAACCAAUAAUGAAGAAUUUGAUUCUUUCUUGAAGGAACAGGAAGAAAGCUUUAAAUUAAAGAGUUCUGGGUUUUACGAUGAAGAUGAUGAACAAAUUAAUGAAGACCCAUUGAGCUCCACACCUUUGGAUAAUUUAAAUGUAUUCAAGUUCUUUAAAGAUUUCCUAAUUUCUUUACAGUCAAAUGAUCUUCACAAGUAUCAAUCAUUAUUCGGUAAGUUGAACGAAUCAGAUCAACAUGUCAUUCAAGAUGUAUUUGAAAUUGUAACAGACUAA